Malassezia pachydermatis is the source of this 966-nucleotide messenger RNA. RefSeq names its product graves disease carrier protein. The record is from RefSeq and is a predicted model, not a curated record. Gene Ontology annotation, biological process: glycine import into mitochondrion. Gene Ontology annotation, cellular component: mitochondrion; mitochondrial inner membrane. The coding region runs from base 1 to 966 and encodes 321 amino acids. The transcript has a single exon. Gene Ontology annotation, molecular function: glycine transmembrane transporter activity. Lineage: Eukaryota; Fungi; Basidiomycota; Malasseziomycetes; Malasseziales; Malasseziaceae.
AUGAGCGACACGGCGCGUGGGAAGGCAGCGCCAGCAUGGAAGACGCUCAGUGUCGGUGGCAUGGCUGGCCUGACGUCUUGCGUGCUGUUGCAGCCUAUGGACCUGCUUAAAACUCGGAUGCAACAAGAACGGUCGCCCACCGUGUCUUCCCUGUCUGCCACGCAGCGGCUCGUGCGCGCCUUCCGGUCGGUGGUAGACACGUCAGGUACGCUUGGACUAUGGCGUGGCACAGUGCCCACGAUCGUACGAAACGUACCAGGUGUCGCAGCCUAUUUCUAUACACUCAACGAGCUGCGCUGGCUCGUAGCUACUUGGCAAAUUCCUGUCCUUUCCUCUCGCCCUGGACCUGCACGAACACAGGACUCAUCGACAAUGGCCCGCCUCUCCAGCACAGGGAAUAUCCUCACAGGCGCAGUUGCACGUGUAUCAAUUGGCCUUGUUCUUAACCCCAUAUCCAUUGUCAAAGCACGUUACGAGUCCAGUCAUUAUGCUAAGGAUGCCUACCCUACCAUCACCGCAUCGCUACGAAGCCUGUAUCAUGAUGGCGGUUUCCGUGGGUUUUUCCGCGGGUUCUCAGCUACAGCUCUACGUGACGCGCCCUACGCUGGUCUGUACCUUGCCGUGUACGAGCAAUACAAAGUAUGGCUCGGCCAAUGGACACGGGCUGGGACAGGAGCCUGGUGGGUCGUGGGCAUGAGUGGCAUGUGUGCAGGCGCGAUCGCUACGGUGCUAACGCAUCCCUUUGAUAUUUUAAAAACUCGCAUGCAGACUACCCCAAAAUCCAUGCUGGAGCCACACUUGGCCUCGGCAGGCCAGCGCAGUAUCUGGGGCACGACACGACACAUUCUUGCAACGGAUGGCGUUCGUGCUUUUGCCGAUGGCUUGGGCCUGCGAUGCGCACGAAAAGCAGCCAGUAGCAUGAUUGGCUGGUCCAUCUUUGAAUUAGGUCAUCGGUGGGUGUCAUGA